This is a messenger RNA of Botrytis fragariae, 1620 nucleotides long. Its product is annotated as putative lysophospholipase 1 protein. Gene Ontology annotation, cellular component: cytosol; intracellular membrane-bounded organelle. The transcript is spliced from 4 exons. Gene Ontology annotation, molecular function: A2-type glycerophospholipase activity. The coding region runs from base 1 to 1620 and encodes 539 amino acids. Gene Ontology annotation, biological process: glycerophospholipid catabolic process. The record is from RefSeq and is a predicted model, not a curated record. Lineage: Eukaryota; Fungi; Ascomycota; Leotiomycetes; Helotiales; Sclerotiniaceae.
AUGGUUUGGUCAAUAUCCUCGUUGCUUGGGUUUUUGACGGGGAGUAGCGUAGUUAGCGCUUCCUACGCGCCCACAUCUGUGACAUGCCCUUCAGGGGUAUCACUUGUUAGACCUGCAGAUGGUCUUUCAGACAAUGAGGAAUCCUAUAGAGUAUCGAGAAAAGCUAUUGCGGAUGUCGCUUUGAAAACGUGGCUGGAAAAAACGAACUCAGGAUUUGGUACCGCUGAUUUGCCAACGAUUGCACUUACCCACAGUGGUGGGGGCUACCGAUCUCUCUUGUCGAGCGCCGGUGUAGUUCAAGGUCUUGAUGCACGGGACAGUGAUGUUUCUACUAGCGGUCUCUACCAAGCUAUCACAUAUCAAGCAGGUCUUUCAGGUGGAUCAUGGUUUCUUUCAUCUCUUGCCGGAAACAACUAUCCAACAGUCUCGUGGUUGCGAGAUAAUCUCUGGGAAACGGCGUUCCAAGAAUCACUCUUCGACCCUGAUGGAUUACUAUUCGUAGUAGCGUACGCCAAAAUUGUCGGAGAACUUCUUGAAAAAGAUGCAGCAGGCUUCCACACUACUCUCACUGAUCCAUGGGGAAGACUUUUGAGCUAUCAAUUGCUCGCAAAUGAUGGUGAAUCAACCACUUUCUCAUCGGUCGCCACACUUUCCAAUUUUACCUCACAUGCAGUCCCAUUUCCAAUCAUUACCAGUAGGGGAGUGAAGACAUGGCUAGGCCAAUGCGAGCCCGGUCCUAAUGCUACAAUGUAUGAGUUCUCUCCAUAUGAAUUUGGUUCCUGGGAUGCCGACGUGUCUGCUUUCACGCCAACUGAAUAUCUUGGCACUACUCUGAAAAAUGGUGUGCCAACUGGGACAUGUACCACGAAUUACGAUAACUUGGGCUAUAUCCUAGGAACCUCAAGUAGUCUGUUCAACGAGGCGUGUCUCAGCGUUCCAGCACCUGUCAAUGGUUCUUCAAACGCAUUUGAAGGUAUCUCUGCAUUUCUUGACGGCGUGCAUGAGGUAACCACCGAAGAUUUAUAUGCUAUCUAUAAAAAUCCCUUCUACGGAUACGACUCAUCCACGGGCGUGGUUAACUCUGCAAACAAUGUUCCGGCCCAGGACACAUUAAGUUUGGUCGAUGGUGGAGAAGCCUUGCAAAACAACCCCAUCUUCCCGUUCCUGCAGCCAGACAGAAACAUAUCUGCCAUUAUUGUGAAUGAUAACAGUGCAGACGAUGUAACCAACUGGCCCAACGGAUCCGAAAUUCUUACCACGUACGUACAAUCUCUGUCAGCCGGUCUCACGCGCAUGCCAGUCAUUCCUUCCGUCGAGACUUUUGUCGCCGAGGGCUACAAUAAGCGAGCCACAUUUUUUGGCUGUGGCGAUACAAGCAAAAUAACAAUCGUCUACCUCCCAAAUGCACCAUACACAUUCGCUAGCAAUGUCUCGACUUCCCAAUUGAUUUAUCCAGCAGCCACUUCCGCGGGAGUCAUUGCAAAUGGUGUGGAAGUUGCAACUCAGGGCAAUGAUGCCGAAUGGCCUACUUGCUUAGGUUGUGCGUUUAUGGAGAAGACUGGCCAAGCCCUUCCAAGCGAUUGUACAGCUUGUUUCACAAAGUAUUGUUAUUACAGUUGA